Caenorhabditis sp. 36 PRJEB53466 is the source of this 522-nucleotide messenger RNA. Lineage: Eukaryota; Metazoa; Nematoda; Chromadorea; Rhabditida; Rhabditidae. The record is from the annotation of a GenBank genome assembly.
AUGCAACCGUCCGGAAUCCUCUCUGCUCUUUUCCUCGUCCUUCUCGCCGUCUUUGUAAGUCCAUUCCAAAUUGUGCAACCAAAACGGAUACUGCCCACAAGCCGCGACCAACUAUUACGCGGACAACUAGCUUAUUUGAAGGGUACUACUAUCGCCCAAUCAGCCGUACUCGAUAACAAUUUCGGGCCAUUCGAGGCAUCGAUGAUUGCGAAACGCCUCCGCGGAGAGCCGAUCCGCUUCGGCAAGCGGUCCCCACGCGAGCCCAUUCGGUGAGUUGCCAGGAAAUAGUUCCGUUUCAAAACACCCCCAAAUUACGUAGGACAUUUGAGAUGGGAAUUGAUAGUUUCUUAGUCAUCCGAGUCCCUCAAAACAUCCAUAAAUCAGACGUACUGCGUCAUUUCGAAUAUUACAUAUUUUUACAUCAUCUGACGUAUUUCUUCCUGCCAAUCAUCUAAUUCCAAAUCGAUCUAUUUCAGCUUCGGAAAACGAUUCAACCCGUUGCCGGACUACGACCUCCAGUAG